Molecule: messenger RNA, 1805 nt
Organism: Onthophagus taurus
Lineage: Eukaryota; Metazoa; Arthropoda; Insecta; Coleoptera; Scarabaeidae
Gene: Fitm
Product: acyl-coenzyme A diphosphatase Fitm
Biological process (GO): lipid droplet organization; lipid storage; phospholipid biosynthetic process
Cellular component (GO): endoplasmic reticulum membrane
Molecular function (GO): coenzyme A diphosphatase activity
Source: RefSeq, a predicted model, not a curated record
AUUAAAACUAAAUUUUACCGUCCUUGAGAGACAACAAAAAUUGUUUAGUUAAUUUGGUUGCCUAACAUACUUCAAAGUUAAAGUACCGUACAAAGCAGAAAUUAAGAACCUUACAUUUUACCCUGCCAUGAGCUAUAAAUAACUAUAUUAAAGAGCUUAAAAGGUUCUUAAAAUAUCUAUUCUUAAUUUAUUUAAAGAAAAAGUAAUUAUAAUUUAUUAUCAUUAUACAUAUUUAAUCUAGAGUGCAUAGGUCAUCCACCUACUCAACAAUUUUUUUAGGUUAUAAAUUCUAUCAUGUGUGUCAUCACAACUUGUUCAUUAUCUUCAUUAUAAAUUCAGGUGCUCAAUUUGAACUAUUACAACUAUUAAAUGUGACAUAAUGGCAACAAGAAGGAGAUCAAUUCACAAUACUUCGGGGUUAAAUUUUCGACCCUCGACAAGUGCGGAAUCGAAACAAGAACAACCCCGUGGGACUAAACCGACGACGGAACAAUCUUCAAUAAAGGAAGUUUUAGGUUUGAUGAUGAUACAUUUAUGUAAAAAAUCGCUUUUUUUUGAUACAAACUUAAAAGUUGGUCUUUAUUUGGCCGCAUUAUUUUUAUUAUCGCUAAUUGCCGAUGUAAUUAUUAUACCAAAAAGUUAUUUAUCACGAUCGGAUAAUGCAAUCAAUCAAUAUUUUGUAAAAUUCGCUUGGGGAUGGAAUUUAACUAUUUUGGUGCCAUACGUUGUUUUAACAUCAUCGGUUUAUUGUUGUGGAAAUAUUCGUCAGAUGAUAAAGCAUCAUUUAAUAAGAAUAGCGAUUGCUACGUUCUUUUGGUGGUUGUGGACAACUAUUUUUAAUGUAAUUGAAGCAAAUUAUGGAAGAUGUUCAACGAAAUCAUUCGAUUCUAAACAAACUUGCUUAAAAAAUGGGUAUCAUUGGAACGGAUUUGACCUUUCUGGACAUUGUUUUAUUUUAAUUUACGGCAGUCUUUUGUUAAUUGAAGAAUGUAGAUCAAUGAAUAAUUGGAGUACAAUUAAAGAUUGUAUUCGGCUCGAGGAGCAUCAUAGGAUAAAUAAAUUAACAUCUGAAAACACAAACAUUUUAAGGGGAUUAUCAAACGAACAAUUUAGUAUAUUAAAAAUUAAUUAUGAAAAGUACACCCCUUACAUAAGAUCUUUAUUCAUUUUAAUAACGAUUUUUCAAAUAUUAUGGGAUGUAAUGUUAAUUUGUACAAUGUUGUAUUAUCACAUAAUGAUUGAGAAAUUCUUGGGGGGUGCUAUUGCAAUUUUAACAUGGUUUUUUACAUAUCGUUUUUGGUAUAAGCAAUCAACAUUGUUACCGAAAUUACCUGGAGAAGGCAUUUUUAAGUAUCAUAUGAAACCGAAAACAUCACCAUUCAAUGUGAGUGCUGUACGGAAACGAACAAGUUUAAAUACAAACGGACAAAGUACAUUUAUGGGAAUGCCUUUAAGAGUGUCACAAUCACAGGAAAGUGCGGCACCUGUAGAUAAAGAGGAUGUUAGAUAAAAAAACAUUUAAUAUAUAAUAAAAAAAGUAACUUAUAUAAAGAGAAUUGGAUAGUUUAUUUUGUUAAAUUAGGUGUAUUUUAUAUAAGUUUGUAUUUACGUAAUAUUUUGGUGUCACAGCUUUAUUUAUUAGGUGAAUUUUUUUUAUUUUGGAGUUUGGAAUAAUGAAAGCUGUUUCAAGAAUACUUUGUAAUUAAUAUUUUUCAAAUAUUUGUUAUUUAAUUUCUUUUUUUAAUUUUAUAUCUUUUAUUUCUAUGGGUUGUUAUUGUUGUUGAAAUAUAACACUUAAAAUAUUU